AAAAGCGGAUCUUGAUGUAACGAGUCUCGUCGAGAGUCAGUCACUUUGCAAUAAUGUGUACGAUCUAUCGGUUGAUCUUCUGCGCGACAUUAAUUUAUUGUGUUGCAGGAGUCAGAUCGCAGAUCGCAGACGACGAGAAGCGGAUAAGAGACCCCGCGUCGAUCGAAGUUCCGAUCGAAGACAUCGACAAUGCCGAAUCCUCGGUAGAACGUCUACGGCCCGUCAUAGUCGGAGGAGUUGACGAUCAAAGACCGGAAGUCGAAUUAUAUUGCUGGGAAGUAGAUCCGCCCGAUGACGUGCCAAACUUAUCGAGUCCUCUCGAGUGUGCGCGCACUUGCAAUGACGACGAAAAACCCAAAACUUGUUAUUACCGUUUUACUGUGAACAUGUAUUAUACACUUACCAGGGCUUGCGAUCUGUGUAAAGUGAACAAAACCAACACCUUCUGCAACAAUUGUCAAUGUGUGUCCGCUGAUGGAGUGGAACGGGCCAUUAUAACGGUAAAUCGUAUGCUGCCCGGGCCUUCUAUCGAUGUUUGCGAGGGCGACAAAGUCGUGGUUGACGUCGUAAAUAAUUUGGAGAGCGAGGAACUAACAAUUCACUGGCACGGAUUGUUUCAACGCGACACUCAAUAUUACGACGGUCCGGACCUCGUAACUCAGUGUCCCAUUUCCGCGCUAAGUACAUUUAGAUAUCAGUUUAACGCGGACAACGCCGGCACUCACUUCUGGCAUUCUCAUUCUGGAUUACAAAAAAUGGAUGGAGUCUUUGGGAGCCUUAUUGUACGUCAGUCGCAGAAACGCGAUGUUAACAGUAACUCGUACGAUUAUGAUUUGUCGCGUCACACAGUUGUAAUCAACGAUUGGAUGCACGAAUUAGCUUCGGAGCGAAUACCCGGUGGUCUCAGAAAUACGCAGUUCCAAGACCCGAAUACUUUUCUGAUCAACGGCAGGGGACAAUAUCAAGAUCCGGAAACUGGUAAUAUAAUCAACCGCGAGAUUUUUCGCGUCGAACGUAACUCUCGCUAUCGAUUCCGUAUGAUAAAUGCGUUCUGCACGACUUGUUCUUCAAUUUUAACCGUUGAGGGUCAUAAUCUCACUAUCAUAGCAAUGGACGGUGUCUUGGUCGAACCCACCAUAGUGACUUCUAUAAUUAGCGUUGCAGGGGAACGCUAUGACUUUGUUGUGAAUGCAAAUAAUAAAGUCAAUUCUUACUGGAUUCAACUUCGUGGAAUCGCAUCCUGCAAAACCAAGGCUAUUCAACAGUUAGCUGUGUUACAGUACGAAGGUGCUGCAUCGAAUACACCGUCAACACCUGCGCCCACUUUAAACGAUCCGCUUCCCGAAGGGAUUGUAUUGAACCCACUUGAUGGUCAGUGCGAUCGUGCGAGGCCAAACGCGAUUUGCGUUGGCAAUUUGAAGAGCGCGGUUGAGGUCGACAGAGACAUUGCUAAAGAAACGCCAGACGCCAAGUUUUACCUACCGUUCAAAUUCUAUCAAUAUAAUAUCGAAGAACUCUUCGCGCCCAACAAUUUCGAACUAUUUGUAGUUGCGCCUCGUUCCACUCAUUCGGCCGCUACUCUCAGUGAUAUUUCGUUCCGUUUACCACCGUCACCGUUACUUUCUCAAGCAAACGAUAUUCCGUCUGAUAUGAUCUGUAAUAGCACGCACAAACCGGACUACUGCGUAGAUGGGAAAUUGUGCGGUUGCACGCACGUCAUAGAACUACCAUUCAAUGGCAUUGUCGAACUCGUCUUAAUUGACGCAACCGAAACUCCCAACUUGUAUCAUCCGUUCCAUCUGCACGGCUACGCUUUUAAUAUAAUAUCCAUGGGCGUUCCGAACAACGGAACUGGAGCUACUGUAGACGAAAUAAAGAAAAUGGAUGAGGAGGGUCUUCUGCCAAGAAGAAUCUCCGUACCGCCGUUUAAGGAUACUAUUUCUGUACCGAGUAAGGGAUACGCAAUUGUACGUUUCCGUGCAAACAAUCCCGGUUACUGGAUUUUUCAUUGUCACUUUAUCUUCCAUCUGGUACUAGGCAUGGCUAAUGUGUUCCACGUUGGAGAACCGCAUGAUCUUCCGCCUGUCCCACAAGGUUUCCCAACAUGCGGAAAUUACAUCCCGUCAAUAUCGCCGUAGUAAUUGAACGAUUAACGCAACGUGUAAUAUGCAUCACAACGUGUGUUGUUAAUAAUGCAUAUGUACACAGCGCGUCAGGAAUUCGAAGAGUAGGCGCGGGAUCGGAGGGCAAGCGGGGCGGUUGCUCGCCAACAA
Messenger RNA from Pseudomyrmex gracilis, 2273 nucleotides. RefSeq names its product laccase-4-like. Lineage: Eukaryota; Metazoa; Arthropoda; Insecta; Hymenoptera; Formicidae. The coding region runs from base 54 to 2138 and encodes 694 amino acids. The record is from RefSeq and is a predicted model, not a curated record. The transcript has 10 exons. Gene Ontology annotation, cellular component: plasma membrane. Gene Ontology annotation, biological process: iron ion transport. Gene Ontology annotation, molecular function: oxidoreductase activity; copper ion binding.